Molecule: messenger RNA, 3594 nt
Organism: Jatropha curcas
Lineage: Eukaryota; Viridiplantae; Streptophyta; Magnoliopsida; Malpighiales; Euphorbiaceae
Product: RNA helicase family protein
Cellular component (GO): intracellular anatomical structure; nucleus
Molecular function (GO): helicase activity; RNA binding; ATP binding
Source: RefSeq, a predicted model, not a curated record
AGCCAUCGUCUAUGUGCCUUUCCCCGUCAGCAGCAGCAGCGCCUUUGCCGUAUGAACGAAUUCCUCUUAACUUAAAUGUCUCUGUGCUUACUAAGCACUAAAUCUUCCUUCACUUCAACUUUCACUUUCACUUUCUUUUGCAAACGUUUCCUACUGCUAGCCGCGCCCAUUUCUGCAUCAGCUUUCUCACCUUUUCACCUGCAGAUCUCAACACUCGCCAUGUCUCGCCGCCCCAACUUCCAGGGAGGCCGCCGAGGUGGAGGUGGAGGUGGAGGUGGCGGUAGCAGCUCCCCUGGUCGCGGCGGCGGAGGACGUGGAGGAGGAAGAGGAGGACGUGGUGAGCAGCGUUGGUGGGACCCUGUGUGGCGGGCGGAGCGCUUGAGACAGAAAGCUGCUGAGAUGGAAGUUCUCGAUGAGAAUGAAUGGUGGGAUAAGAUGGAGAAACUGAAGAAUGGAAGGGAUCAAGAGAUGAUAGUUAAGAGAAAUUAUAGCCGUUCUGACCAGCAAACUCUCUCUGACAUGGCUUAUGAAAUGGGUCUUUACUUCCAUGCAUAUAAUAAAGGACAGACACUUGUGCUUAGCAAAUUUCCAUUGCCAAAUUAUCGAGCUGAUCUUGAUGAGCGUCAUGGAUCAACACAGAAAGAAAUCCAAAUGUCUGCUGAGACUGAGAGAAGAGUUGGAAAUCUUUUGAACAGCUCACAGAGUCAGAGGGCAGCACCUGCAAAUGAUUUUGGUGCAGCAGCAUCUAGUCAGGGGGACAAACAACCAUCAGCUGGCGUAAAGAUAAUGAAACCUGUCCCUGACUUGGAGACAGAUUCUACUAAGGAGAAACUCAGCAUUGAAUUGAAGCAGAGGCAGGACAAAAUAAUGGCAAGUAAUAAUAUGAAGGAAAUGCAGUCUUUUAGAGAAAAGCUACCUGCAUUCAAAGUGAAAGGCGAGUUUCUGAAAGCUGUUGCGGGAAAUCAGGUUUUAGUAAUUUCAGGGGAGACAGGAUGUGGUAAAACAACACAACUUCCCCAGUAUGUAUUGGAAGAGGAGAUUACACAUCUGCGUGGUGCUGAUUGCAACAUAAUAUGCACUCAACCACGUCGCAUAUCAGCCAUAUCCAUUGCAGCUCGAAUUUCAUCUGAAAGAGGAGAGAAUCUUGGUCAAACUGUUGGUUAUCAUAUUCGCUUGGAGGAAAAGCGAUCUGCUGAAACCCGUCUACUAUUUUGCACAACUGGUGUUUUACUUCGGCAGUUGAUUCAGGAUCCUGAAUUGACUGGUGUGACCCAUUUGUUAGUGGAUGAAAUCCAUGAAAGAGGCAUGAAUGAGGACUUUCUAUUGAUUAUUUUGCGAGAUCUUCUUCCUCGGCGUCCAGAUUUGCGUCUUAUUCUAAUGAGUGCUACCAUUAAUGCUGGCUUGUUCUCGAAGUACUUUGGAAAUGCUCCAACUAUUCAUAUACUGGGAUUUACUUUCCCAGUGACAGAGUUAUUUCUGGAAGACAUAUUGGAGAAAUCUCGUUAUAAAAUCCAAUCAGAGUCUGGCAACUUUCAGGGGAAUUCAAGGAGGAGAAGGAGAAGGGAGCAAGAUUCCAAGAAAGAUCCUUUAACUGAAUUGUUUGAGGAUGUUGAUAUUGACUCUGAAUACAAGAAUUACAGCACAUCUACUCGAACUUCUCUUGAAGCUUGGUCGGGUUCAGAGCUUGACUUGGGUCUGGUGGAAGCGGCAAUUGAAUACAUUUGUCGCCAUGAAGGAGAUGGUGCAAUUCUUGUAUUUCUUACUGGCUGGGAUGAGAUUUCCAAGCUGCUUGACAAGAUUAAAGGAAAUAAACUUCUGGGAGACCAAAGCAAGUUUCUAGUCCUUCCCCUGCAUGGUUCAAUGCCUACAGUUAAUCAACGUGAAAUUUUUGAUCGUCCUCCCCCUAACAAGCGAAAAAUUGUACUUGCAACAAAUAUUGCAGAGAGUAGUAUCACAAUAGAUGACGUUGUGUAUGUUAUAGAUUGUGGAAAGGCAAAGGAAACCAGUUAUGAUGCUCUAAACAAGCUGGCUUGUCUGUUACCAUCAUGGAUUUCAAAGGCUUCAGCACAUCAGAGACGUGGUCGUGCUGGCCGUGUGCGACCUGGAGUUUGCUAUAGACUGUAUCCAAAAAUUAUCCAUGACGCAAUGCUUCAGUAUCAGUUACCUGAAAUUCUCCGAACACCUCUGCAAGAGCUAUGUCUGCACAUCAAAAGUCUGCAGCUUGGAGCUGUUGGAUCUUUUUUGGCAAAGGCACUUCAACCCCCAGAUCCUCUUUCUGUUCAAAAUGCUAUUGAACUUCUUAAAACCAUUGGUGCUUUAGAUGAUAACGAGGAGCUUACUCCACUUGGUCACCACCUCUGUACUCUACCCCUAGACCCAAAUAUCGGAAAGAUGCUUCUGAUGGGGUGUGUCUUUCAAUGCCUCAAUCCUGCUUUAACAAUUGCAGCUGCUCUUGCACAUCGUAACCCAUUUGUUCUCCCAAUAGAUAGGAAAACUGAAGCUGAUGCUGCAAAAAGAUCCUUUGCUGGUGAUUCUUGCAGUGACCACAUUGCACUUGUUAAAGCUUUUGAAGGAUAUAAGGAAGCAAAACGUACUCGGAAUGAAAGAGCAUUUUGUUGGGAGAAAUUUUUAUCCCCGAUAACAUUGCAGAUGAUGGAGGACAUGCGAGAGCAGUUUUUGAACUUACUAUCGGACAUUGGUUUUGUGGACAAAUCCAGGGGUGCUAGUGCUUACAAUCAGUAUAGCCAUGACUUAGAGAUGGUAUCAGCAAUCCUUUGUGCUGGACUUUACCCAAAUGUUGUGCAGUGCAAAAGAAGAGGAAAACGGACAGCAUUAUACACUAAAGAAGUUGGGAAAGUUGACAUCCAUCCUGCAUCUGUAAAUGCAGGGGUUCAUCUCUUCCCUCUGCCAUACAUGGUUUACAGUAAAAAGGUGAAAACAACUGGCAUUUAUAUCCGGGACUCAACAAACAUAUCCGAUUAUGCUCUGCUUUUGUUUGGUGGUAAUCUCAUUCCUAGUAAAGAUGGUGAAGGUAUUGAGAUGCUUGGAGGUUACCUCCAUUUUUCUGCAUCGAGAAGUGUAUUGGAGUUGAUACAGCAAUUACGGGCAGAACUCGACAAGCUUCUGAAGAGGAAGAUUGAGGACCCAAGCUUGGACAUUUCAGUUGAGGGAAAGGGAGUUGUCUCUGCUGUGGUUGAGUUGUUGCACAAUUACAAUCUACGCCGCUGAAUCUUCGAGUUUCUUUCAGGACUAACAUCUUAUAAUAGCAGUCCUGCCAUUUGCUUAAAAUUUUUUCUUACUGAAUAUUUAUAUAACAUAGUAAAAUAACUUCUGGUUCAAGAAGGUAAGAGAGCUGUUUUUUUGAGUUAUUUGCACAGUUUUCUUUCAGGGCUCGAGCUAUUUAUUGCGAUGUGCAUUGUUAAUGAGGGAACAAGUGCCAGAUUUAUAUAUGUAAUUGGUAACAAUUACUAACAAAAGAAGAGGGCAAAUGGGGCUUUUGCAUUUUCUCAAUUUGAUGAGUUCUUAGAAACAAGGCGAACUUGAACUAACUCUUAAAUAAUGUUUUUAAUUAGUGAAUAUGUUUGCAAACUUGAA